AUGGAGCCGGUCGCAGAGGGCCCCAGUUAUACGUUCUACCCACGCACCAUCCAUUGGGAGUACCAGAACGGGUAUGGCGCCCUGGCGCAGUUUGGCACCGAGGACGUCGAAAAGACAGGCUACGAAGUUAUUGAGCAGCCGCGCGUGGAGAAAAACAAGUACCAGGAACUGCUGGACUCUGCACAGCCAACUAAAAGCGUGCUGGAAUCGGACAAAGUGCGUUACUGGACGGAUUUCACGAGGGUACUGUAUAAGCCGUGGGCGCUUCUGAGCAUUAGGAACUGGGAGUACGACUACAAGAGCCAGACGGGAUAUCUGAAAAUGCACCCAGAGAGAAAAUUUGAAGGUUAUGACGUGGGGGCAGCCGAGUAUAAAAACCAGCCGGACUUUGUCGACGAGACGUUGCGACAGACGAUGGAAAGAUGCGACUUGGUGAACGGCAUGAACCUCGUCACAGAAGUGGACUCUGCGUGGGGUGGGUUCUCGGACGAGUUAUUGGCCGACAUAAGAGACGAGUACGCGAAGACAAGCGUGCUCACGUGGAGUCUCACGCGGGACAACGAGCGAUUGAGUUUUGAAAAGCUGGUCAGCCGUGUGCGCGCUAGCGUGGGGCUGAUGCGCAACUCGUCACUGUACCUGCCGCUGAGCACGACGCCUCCGGUGCCCCGGUGGGCGGACGCGGCAGACCUGUGGCACGUCUCGUCGCUCCAGUGCAUCCCGCUUGAGUUGGUCAACGAUCUGUUCGCCGCAAAGCCGGCGCUCCUCAUGGCCGAUUUUGUGAACGGCUUGAGCACGAUGAGGGGCCAAAAUGUAGUGUGGGACAUAACCGCUGCACCCCACAUUUUUAGCUGUCGCCAGGUGUACGGAAACAAGGGAGACCAUUUUUUCGCGCAGACGGCCAUCACAAGAGGGGCAGCAAACAACGUGGACUUUUCCAGGUUUGUGGACAGCGGCACCUCGGCCAGACACUAUGUCGAGUACCGGUCGCCCAUCGCAUUCAAUAGCCGUCUCGACAGUUUUCCUGCAGGCUUCAGCGAGGAGGAGGGACACACCCCUUCUCUAUGCACCUUGGGAGUAACUAACGCGCCGCGCAGCUGGUUCAAACAGAUGGCCGCGCUGGUGUCGCGGCACUACAGAGGCGACGAUCGCGAGGAGCUCAGAGACGAGCUUGAAACUAUGGGCGAGCAGUAUGUGUGGGGGUACGAGUCGGAUGACGACUAUUGA
Messenger RNA from Ogataea angusta, 1224 nucleotides. RefSeq lists its product as uncharacterized. Lineage: Eukaryota; Fungi; Ascomycota; Pichiomycetes; Pichiales; Pichiaceae. The record is from RefSeq and is a predicted model, not a curated record. Bases 1 to 1224 code for a protein of 407 amino acids. The transcript has a single exon. Gene Ontology annotation, cellular component: cytoplasm. Gene Ontology annotation, biological process: mitochondrion distribution.